AUGGAGAUCGAUCGAAGGAAGUGGGGAAGGAGUGCAGGCCCCCACCCCGCCUCUAGCAAUGUCUUAUCCCCAGGUCUGAGUCAGUGUACCAAUUUCUUCCUGGCCCACAACCAGAGCCACCCCCGGCUGGAUGAAUCUUCCUGCAAGGAUAUUGUCAAUGCGUUGUCCCUGGUCAACAUGAUCCUGGGGCUCUUCUCCAUCUUCUGCAGCUUCUACAGGCGACUAUUCGGGGACGUGGAGUGGUUGUCCACUGGAGACUAUAAAGGGCCUGGUCUGCGCUCUAGGAAACCCCACUAUGCCUCCUGGCUGCUUCUCAUCAGCUUCCUAUUAGACAUGGCGGUCGGGACCAUGACCAGACGCCUCAGCAUCUGCCCUAAAGCAAGAGCUGAGCUGAAUGACUUUGCUGUCUUCACCACCUUUGGCCUGGCCUCAGCCCUGCUCCUAGGUGUGGACGGGCCUCUCAGUGGGCUCCUGGCCAUCAUGUAUGUGUUAGCUACUUCCUUCCGCCUGUGCUUCUUUUCAACUGGAGUUCCCUUUAUAUACAAGGGUCUACCCUGCCAUUACGCUUCCUGUGUUUUGGCCUCCACCUCCCUUCUGACCAAAGGCAACACAUUCAUUCUGUGCUGCGUGGCCUCGCUCAUGAUUCUGUUCAUGAUAGACCAGACCUACUAUCCCCAUGAAGAAAUCUUGGAGUCUGAGAACUGGAAAAAAAUCGUUUAUCUUGGGGGUGUCAUCAUGCUGUUUUUGUCUCCAUUCUCUCUGACUCCUUUUUACUGCCUGGUGUGGUCCAUCUCCUACAUCUUCUUUCCAGAUUCUCUGUGGGGAAAGACAAUUUGUCUUAGGCCACAGCACUGAGGAAACUAAACAGCUCCGCCAGCUCCCUCUGGCCUCUGUGCUGUUUGUGUCAGCCUGUUGGGACAGGUCUUGGCUUAUUCUUACUAAACCUUUCCUUGUCCCUGUGAUGUACGUGUGCUUUGAACCAGAGAAACCCACGGUAGGGUCAGUAGCCUUCAUUUCUUUCUCUCUAUUCCGAGUUCCGAAUCCAUUGGGACAAUAAUUAUUUGUCAUAUAGGACAAAGAUUUUUCCAAGCUAAAUUUGGGCGGGGUUGAAUUCUGGCUCUGUUACUACCUGGGUAACCUUUUGCAUUAAGAUUGGAAAGGAAUGAAACCCUUUGGAAUUGGUAUAGCCCCCAGCCCCUGCCUACCAGUGAUGGGUGGGGUUUAUUGAAGCAUUUCUUACACUUGCAGACUCUGACUCUGUGGAGCAGAGCUAAUUA
Messenger RNA from Loxodonta africana (African savanna elephant), 1277 nucleotides. RefSeq names its product transmembrane protein 269 (gene TMEM269). The record is from RefSeq and is a predicted model, not a curated record. Bases 1 to 855 code for a protein of 284 amino acids. NCBI's taxonomy places the organism in Eukaryota, Metazoa, Chordata, Mammalia, Proboscidea, Elephantidae. The transcript has 8 exons.